Phaeodactylum tricornutum CCAP 1055/1 is the source of this 903-nucleotide messenger RNA. RefSeq lists its product with no specific name. The record is from RefSeq and is a predicted model, not a curated record. The coding region runs from base 1 to 903 and encodes 300 amino acids. The transcript has 2 exons. Gene Ontology annotation, biological process: phospholipid metabolic process. Gene Ontology annotation, molecular function: phosphatidate phosphatase activity. NCBI's taxonomy places the organism in Eukaryota, Bacillariophyta, Bacillariophyceae, Surirellales, Neidiaceae.
AUGGACGAAGAAACGGCAGUGGAAUUUCUUCCACUCCAGCCGCGAGUCUCAUUCAACACGUCGAACACGGCCAAGAACCGUCUCGCGCGUUCUUCCUCGACCGAGUCGUCGUCGCCAUCGUGGGACAUUGGAACUUCUAGUCGGCCUUUGGUUCAGCAAGCCUUGUGCUCCAUCUUGUUCGGAUUAUUCGGCUGGAACUUUCCGCGAUACUUGAUUAGUAUCGAAACAACGAUCCAACACAACGUCCCGCCCUUUCAAAAAACCCAAGCGGGUGAUGUCAUACUCGACUUUUUGCUGAAUCAAAACCUGACGUAUCCACCCACAGUUGGAUUGAUGGCGGCUUGGUCGUUUGCGCCGCAUCGACCCGCUCACGUUCGCUGGCAUGACGUACACGCCUCGUUUUGUGGUCUAAUUACGGCCGUUGGACUGUCGGAAGGUGCCACGGUCUUGCUCAAACUCUACAUCCAACGGCGACGACCCAAUUUCUACGCACUCUGCGGAUUCGAUAAGCAACUUUUACAGUGCACGGCAGAUUUGGAAAAGAUUCGGGAGGCAAGCUUUAGCUUUCCUUCGGGACACAGUAGCUUGGCCAGCUGUGGCAUGACUUUUUUGGUGUGGUUCUUUUUGGGCAAGAUUCUGUUGUCCCGGUGGAAUCGCUCGACGACCCGCAUCUUGUGCGCUGGUGCGUGCGUUUUGCCGUGGGGAUGGGCAGCCUUCGUGGGGGCCAGCCGGCUUGUGGACCAAUGGCACCACCCUUCGGAUGUAUUGGCUGGCCUCCUGCUGGGAGGCUUGUCGUCGACGAUUGUAUACCACAUAUGGUACCACCCGACCUGGUCGGAUGCUGCUGGACACCCGUGGUCACUCCAGCCUAACGAACGGAAACUCGAAUCAUUUCUCGAGUAA